Messenger RNA from Branchiostoma floridae (Florida lancelet), 7570 nucleotides. RefSeq names its product potassium voltage-gated channel subfamily B member 2-like. Gene Ontology annotation, cellular component: membrane; voltage-gated potassium channel complex. NCBI's taxonomy places the organism in Eukaryota, Metazoa, Chordata, Leptocardii, Amphioxiformes, Branchiostomatidae. Gene Ontology annotation, biological process: potassium ion transmembrane transport; protein homooligomerization. The record is from RefSeq and is a predicted model, not a curated record. Gene Ontology annotation, molecular function: protein binding; delayed rectifier potassium channel activity.
AAACCAAGACAUAUACCGUGUUGACUUGUAUUCCGAUUAGACAUUUUCUGAUUUAACGGCAGCAACAAUACUGGGGCAUACAGUAGCCGUUCCCUCACGUUUCGCGUGCGAGCAUGCUCUAAUGAUCGUUUUUAGCAUAAUUCGAAACUCAUUUGGGAAAGGCCACGUGACCAGGAGGCGGUAUCGGGGCGAGAGGCAUCCGUUUCAUCAGGGCUCAUUUAGUGCUGAGCGCCUGAAGGAAACGCAGGUGAAAAUGCGGGGUCCGUAAAGCAGUGCUUCGUCAGUCGGGACAAAGCAGCGCCAACGUUGGGUAUUGUCAUCGCUGGUGCGGCACACGGACAUCGCCCUGUGGGACGGAGUGCGAUGGCUGGCAGACUCGACUUAGGUUUGACUUGACACGGAAGGCGAUUAGAGAAUAUGUCGAAUUCUACGAGAGACUGUCUUCAGAUGGCACCAUACACAGACCAAGCCCAUCCUGAAAAUAAGCCUCAUGACAGUGAGGUUUCUCCGGCUAAGUCUAGUUAAAGCCGUGGCAGCAGCUCUGCGGGUUGGUGUUGGUACGUCUCCGGACGGUAGGAGGUGAGAGCCGCCAUACAGCAGCACUGAUUUCCCGCUUGUUGCUGCAGCCUGACCGGACGGGAAAUUUUCCGCGCGUGUGAGAAGAUGGUCUUUUGGAACUGGGUGAGCGACGCUGUUCAUGUUUCUGAGAAAGCUAAUCUUGAUGAGAUGGGUUAAUACUGAUGUUGGCCGUUAGCUGGGGAAACGGACCCUCUGUGUGCCAUGAAGCAGUAGAAUUUAGCGGACGUUCCUCAGAGAAUUGACCCAAAUAGCGCGACGUACGAACGGCCCCUCUUGUCUCUACAUCUGUGAAAGAAUCAGUGUCAGGAGGUGAGGGCGAAGGUUGUGAAAUUUGUACGUGCACGGAUUGUUUUGUCGCCGACAAACGCUCCGCAUAUGGGCGUGAUUGACAGGAUUCAGGUAGAAUAACAAUGAGACACGCCAAUGCCCACAGCGUGAACGCCGUUUUAUUGCAGCAACACCGCAGCCCACUUGCAGAGCCCACCAGGGACAUGUCAGGAGAGCGCUCACGUUUCUCACUCUGCCACCGUGUCAUGGGAUGAUUGAUUCGGAGCCCUUUCUUUUCUUGCAUGGUAGAUCCCAGCACAUACGUUCAAGUGCGAUUUGUACCCACAGGAGCGGAUUGCAGGCGGCUCAGGUGAGAGUGAAUCAACAUCCCGAUAACAAUCAGACAGCUGAGAUGGGGUCUUCUUACAUCUCGGGGUGAUCCAAUAUUGAUAGUGAUUGAGGCGCGGGCUUAGCCCGGACAUCACGUUAGAAACAGAAACAAUACUCCAUUGCAAGCCGCUGGAUUGCGUAACACCCUGCAGAGGCCAGCCAAUUAAAACGUCGACGUAGAUAAUUAAAAGUCCCGGUCAUUAACCCGGCCACUGCGGUGCGUGGGCCGACGUUUUACCCUCCGAUUCUUCAUCCAUCACAGAACCUAAUCAGGCAUUAUUGACUUCUUUCUUUGACCUUUCACCCCUCAGGCCGAGCUCACUUCGUCUGUCCUCCCUCUCUGUAUACAUCAAUUUGUUUAUUCAUAAUCGGCCGUAUAGAAUUUGGCACGAGAGGUGUAUGGGUGAUAUGGUGGCAGCCUGGAUGUAGCGUGACCGUUUCCUCGUGUGUUAUCCUCAGUACUUCAUCUUACGAACGUUUCUCGAUGAACACAAUUUUUAUUCGUUGAGAUGAUCACAAAGUCGCCAUGGCGAUGAUGCAGAAGCCGAACUGUCUGGUGCGAGCGGACAUGGAACACCCCGUACCAGAGUCGUAUCUGAUCGUCCGCAGCAAGGCCAUGCACCGCAGGGUCAUUCUGAACGUGGGCGGCAUCAGGCACGAGAUCCUGUGGAAGACUCUAGACAGAAUCCCUCGGUCCCGGCUGGGACGUCUAUGGGAAGCAAACACCCAUGAGCAACUGCUAAAGAUCUGUGAUGAGUACAGUCUGACAGAGAACGAGUACUUCUUCGAUCGGCAUCCGUCUGCCUUCGCAUCGGUCCUGAACUUCUACCGCACCGGCAAGCUCCACAUGAUGGAGGAGAUGUGUCCCAUCUCCUUCAGCUUAGAGCUGGACUACUGGGGGAUCGAUGAGCUGUACCUGGAGUCGUGUUGCCAGCAGCGGUACCACGCCAAGAAGGACCAGAUGUUAGAGGAGACGCGGAGGGAAGCCGAACAAUUACGGGAGAGAUCCGGAGAGGACUUCGGCAACGUCUGUUGUGCAGAGAAGAGAAAGAAACUUUGGGACUUACUGGAGAAUCCAAACUCCUCCAUGGCUGCAAAGAUCCUAGCCAUCAUCUCCAUCCUGUUCAUCGUCCUGUCGACGAUAGCCCUUUCCUUGAACACUCUUCCCAGCCUCCAGGAAAGAGACGAGUUCAAUCAUAUGACGGACAACCCUAAGCUGGCACAUGUCGAGGCAGUCUGUAUUGCAUGGUUCACAAUGGAAUACCUUCUUCGCUUCAUAUCCUCCCCAAACAAGUGGAAAUUCUUCAAGGGUCCCCUGAAUAUCAUCGAUUUGACUGCUAUCUUGCCGUAUUACGUCACGAUUUUUUUGACGGAGUCAAAUCGCAGCGUCAUGCAGUUCCAAAACGUCCGCAGAGUGGUGCAAAUUUUUCGCAUCAUGCGGAUCUUGAGAAUAUUGAAACUUGCGAGGCAUUCUACCGGCCUGCAGUCCCUCGGUUAUACGCUGAGACGGAGCUACAAAGAACUCGGACUACUGAUUCUUUUUCUUGCCAUUGGCAUCAUGAUUUUUUCUAGUUUGGUCUUCUUCGCUGAGAAGGACGAAAAUCCACAGUUCAAGAGUAUCCCAGAGGCAUUUUGGUGGGCCAGUAUCACUAUGACGACGGUCGGAUACGGUGAUAUUUACCCAACGACGCUACUCGGGAAAAUCGUGGGCAGCCUGUGUUGUGUGUGCGGCGUGUUGGUGAUCGCAUUACCUAUUCUCAUUGUGAACAAUUUUUCCGAGUUCUAUAAGGAGCAAAAGCGACAAGAAAAGGCCAUCAAGCGCAGAGAAGCGUUAGAGAGGGCCAAGCGCAACGGUAGCAUCGUCUCCAUGAACCUAAGGGACGCUUUCCAGAGAAGUAUGGAGCUGCAGGACGUGGUGGUGGACACACAAACAAACAGUCCUGACAGCUCCAUGCACGACGCAGUGUCACAAAUCCACACUCCCAGCGGGACGGAGAAGAGACAGCUCUUUUGCCCCGACACCGUCGGGAAGGGGUACGACGCCCCCGGGGGGCGCAUCGCAUCCACCCAAAGGGCAAACCCAUACGAGUUGACCUACACGCACCCCCCUCCGUAUGGGGUGUGCACCAGUCCGGUUGAAGGGGAGGACAGGGAGCGAGAAAGCGACAACGAAAGUUUUGCCAGUUGUACGACAGAAUUUAAUGAAACAGAUACUCUGUUGGCUGAAGCAAGGGCAAGAGAAGACCCUCUGAGGAACUCUUUAAGUACUGAGAGGGCGCAUCCACCACUCGUGGUCUCGUACAGUGACGGUGGAAGGUCUUCUUAUUCAUUUGAGGAGUUGCAACUUAAGGAUGGGUCUAGGAAAAGCCUCUUGAAACAAGGAGUGAGAGGAAAGCGGAUUAAAGCCAAGGUACGGAUUAGCGAGGACGAGGAGGUACUGCGGACACCGCUUCCCAUGGUGCGGACUCACAGCGCGCCACCCGCGCCACAGAUCAUUCUAAGUCCCUCAAACUUACAAGUGCCCAAGAAGGCGUACCCUCCAUCUCCGCUACCUCCUGUUUUGGCCCCACAACAUAGUCCCCUAUACCUACCACAGGAGGACCAAACACAAUCCACAGAGCCUCCUGGCGAAGACAGUAGGAACAGCACGGAGGCGGUAUCCGACACUGACAGUUCCUCCUCUCCCAAACAGAAAACAAAGACAGCAAAGAUGCGCCUGAAAGAAAAACUCGGCAAAAUGGGGUUGAGGAGUCGCCAUGGCAACGGGCUUCCUAAGAAGAAAGUCUCCGCCGUGGGAAGGCGCUCCUCAACGUCCAGUUGUGAGGAAACAGGCGCCCGGAACGGGAGCACGACGUCAGAGAGUGUGGGAAACGUUAACGAAAACUUGCAAAGUACCGUACCCGACAGUCCCUUACAAUCUUCUCCAAGCGAAAUAGAAGAUGAGCCGAAGAGAAAUCCUAGCAGGGUAAAAUUCUUUGCGCAACGAGCCGACCCAGAGGUAGAACUGAAGGGUUUGAGUAAACAUGAUGUCACAAGUGAAGUUCGGAACGAAAUGUCGGAGUCAAAGGACGUCGCCUCCUCUGACGAACCUUUGCCUAAUGGUAACCAAGAUUCGUCGUCAAGCAGCGACAAAAAUGGUAACGUUGCUAACCACGUGACGCAAGCACAGCCCAAACUUGCGGUGCAUGGGUCUGUCCAUGACGAUGGCAUGGGGGACAUGGAGACCAUGUGCUAGCACGUGUGCGCAACAAAAGUCACGUGACGACCAUGUGACUUAUUUCUUUUUGGAUGUAACUUUGGCCAGUGCUUGCAAAUAUAAAGGCAAUUGUCCGUAGCAUAAUUCUUCCGAUGCAAUAUCAGGUAACUGACUGGUGCCUUAGUCGCUCGGGCUUGGAGUAUGGUUUUUCUGAGUCUUCUCGAGUAAUACUCAACCACGGGGAAAGGCUUGUUGUAUCAGUAAUAUAGUACAGCCGCGAUUUCAAAUAUCACGGAUUUUUGGGAGCGCCUUGUGCGACCACCGACACGCCGCAAAUGAUGACACAAGCCGCUCACGGAGAUAUCGAGAACACGUUACUCUAGUUGGCUCUUUGAAAGCAUACCCGAGCCAUCAAAACACAAGCACUGGCCAUGACAAAAUAUAGCUAAGAAGUCAACUUUGGAAAACAUGAAAGCACACUACAGAAGCGUCAGAAAAACGUGGCAUUGAGGCAUUUACUGCAGCAAAUUAUGACCCAAUGAACCAGGUACCCUGCGGCCUCAUUUGCUGUCGUCUUCAAAUGACGCUUGUCGAAGUUGUCAUUCGACGGCGUCAUCAUCAGUCGUGUUGUUGUUGUAAAUGUAAUCGCGUAAUGCUCUUUGUAGAACUCUAAGAGAACGUUUACGACAAGUGAUAUUACUUGCCGUCCCUCUCAGCGAUUUUUGUUGGAGUUUUCACGUUUCCGUCACAAGUUUUGGCACAACAACAGUACCGAGAUGUUGGUGCUCAAAUGUCAUAGGGACGAAUUGAAGCGAGCAGAAAGUAAGACUCGCUCGUUUUUAGUUAUCAAGCUGAACUGUUGGUCGCAUUGAAGCCAUCUAACAAACACAGCCUGACAUAGGAGUCUCUGGUUCGAUGAAGAACUAUGUGAACUUCCAAGUGGGUACGCCCAAGACUUGCAGUCAGUCGAUAUGCUGCGCCUGAAUCGCGUUGGCAAACCAGGAGAAAACGACAAGCCUAGAACGCCUGGACACGAGCUUAGUAUGUCAGUCACAUGUUUGAAUGUUAGCAGUAACGAUUCCAUUAUGAACCCACGGAAAUGCGCAAUAUUGUUUAGUGAACUGAACUUUUACGUAGGAACGUUGCAAUUGUGUGCCCGGAAAUGGUAUCAGCCAAACACGGAUGACACACUGGGUCAACAAAACUACAGAUAGACCAAAACUACAGGUAGACCGGAGCUUCGGUAAAAAAUGACCGUGCAGUUUUGUAUGGAAGCCGUAUCAGCAUAUCACACAUUAGGACUUUGAGCUCACGGGUAAAGGACACUUUGAUCCAAGACUGUAUUCUAUAGCACCGUUAUACAAAAUACUGUAGAAAUUAGUAUCUUUGUAAAUGACUAUAUGUCAAUUUUUUCAUCAGAACGUAUCACUUGUGAUCUGUUUUAGAUACACGUCGUUCAGACAAAAGACAAUGUGAGCCACCUUGGGUACGGGGAUUUAGCAGACGCAAGGUUGGCUUGGACACACCCGCUACGCUUGCACGUGUAUAUUUGCUUUCUUUAAUAGCUGGACAUCCCGCGUAUUCACCACUCUAGUUUGCCAAGCGCAUCAUCUCAAGCUGAAAGGUUUCCGUAGGAAGAACGUAUGUCUUUCUGUAUCCGAGACGUUGGCAUACCUACAACAUCUCUGUUGUAAUUUCUGGUCAUUUUGUCGCCAUUGACAAACACUAUUCGAUCCAACGGCAAUGUUUCUUAGACAUAAACAUUUGUGACCAUGGAUUAUGGACCGCCGAGCAUUCACAGAAAAGUGCAGAACCUGUUGACAUCUUGAUUUCUUGAAAUUCAUCAAUACUCGGCAAACCUACCAACGCAAAAAAUUCUGUUUGUAACAACACGAUGGGAAACGUGUCACUUGUUUUGCUCUAUUUCCUGCCCCAAAUGUAAUAGAUUAUAUAAAUUUAUAAGCCAACGACUGCGACAACUGGACCACGGCUGCACGGACACUCCUUCCUCUCUCUGUUCCGCAUUUUCAGAAGCUUUCUCUUUGCACACCGAUCGCCUCAACAAAGGAUGGCACUAUCGUCAGCAGUUUGUCCUCUGUUUGUCACAGUUAUAUCAGACCCAUGAUUAUAUCUUUGCAAAAGAUAUGAUACGAAAAAUCUAACCUGCCUGCCUGCCUGGACAUUCUGGAUUUGCCCAUCGCAGUCCUAUAUCACAGCAAAACUAUUGACGAUGGCUGAUCUUUCGCAGGAUUGAUCCCAGAUAAAUUAUUUGUUCAUCGUUUGUUUUUCUGAAACUAUCGUAACCAUUCUUUCCCAGUAUGUGCCAGUUUAUUUCCAACAUUUGGGUCGUGGUUGCACAAAAGAAGAGCUAGCGGCAUGAACUUUAAGGCCAAUAUAUACAUAAUAUGGCCCAUAGCAAGCUAGGUCUAACUACAGUGUGGCUCAGUGCGAUAAUAGCGGUGUAUCCAAUAUUUUCCUCUGUAUCUCUGGAAUGAUUCAUUUCAAAUAUUUUACACAACAAAAGAAUCAAUAAUCAAAUGUACUCACAGAAUAUGGUGACAGGAAUUUCCGCUUGAUUUAAAAAAACAAUUUAAGUGCCUGGUGCACAUAUUCGCUUACCUGAGGAUUUUGUCUUAUUCGCUGCAUUUAGAUUUGCCUUACGAUAAACUGCCCUACAGUCUAUAUCUGUAGACAGAAAUGGCGGAAGUUGAUGCUUAUAAGCUACUUAGUCUGCUUACAUGUAAUACGAUGCAUAUUGGCGUGUAUGAAAAACCAGAGUUUUGUUAUAUUUCACCACGCAUCUUGUUCGUGAUAGAAACCAUGAACACAUGCAAUGCUAUUGCUAGAUCACGUUUGUUUUCGAAAGCACAAUAUGAGUCAGCAGCGUUUCAGUCAUCCCGUUUUUAUUCCUACCUUCAAUAGCAAAUGUUGACUGCACAUAGUAUCAUAUGUCGUCUGACAUCUAGCCAAAAUAUGCAUCGCUGGGAACUCAAACAGUUCUAUAAUCACGUGUAAAACCUCCAUGCGUCUCUUUCUUUGCCUACAUGAAAAGGGUGGAUACGACUUUGUAUAUGUACAUAUGUGUAUCAAGUGAAAUGAAACAAACUUGAAGAUAGAAAUUAAAAUUGACGAAACCUC